ACUGACUUUGUUUCCUUGUAAUUUUCAGAAAAAUAGAUGUCUUUUAAUGAAAUGUUCUACAUAUACGCUUCAGAUGGUAUAGAUUUUGGAAUUCUAUGUAUAAAAAAUAAAUGGCUGGCGCGUACGCAUAUAUAUAGUCACAUACAUCACGUCUCUACGAAACAAAACUUGCAAAUCGGUAAAAUAUUGAAGUCUCGUAUAUAUAUCUGUGCGCACGCAUCACUUUCUCUUUUCUCAUAUUAAAUUCUGGUUCUACAAGUUACGAGAAAAAAGUCGGCGGGACACAACUGUGCAGGAACCGGAAAUUUCACCGCCUGCGAUCGUUUCCCGCUUUUUCGACUUUGCAUCUCUAACCCCUCUAUUAUUGAAACAGCAAAAUGCCUGCAAAACAAGUUGUAAAAUUCGCAAGACUUAGUCAAAAUGCAUUCAUUCCAACUCGAGGAUCGCCGCAAGCUGCUGGAUACGACCUUUACAGUGCAUAUGAGUACACAGUCCCUUCUAAAGGAAAAUUGCUAGCCAAAACAGAUCUCCAGAUAGCUUUACCUGAAGGCUGUUAUGGAAGAGUGGCUCCUCGUUCAGGACUGGCUUUAAAGCAUUUCAUUGAUGUUGGAGCUGGAGUUAUUGAUCAAGAUUACAGAGGAAAUGUUGGUGUUCUUCUUUUCAAUUUUUCUGAGACUGAUUUCAAAGUCAACAAAGGGGACCGUGUUGCCCAGCUAGUGUUAGAGAGGAUAUUCACUGCAGAACUGGAAGAGUGUGUAAGUUUGGACGAUACCUUGCGAGGCGAGGGAGGUUUUGGAUCAACUGGUGCAAAGUAAUAAAAUUGUUAAAUUGUUGGUCUU
Octopus sinensis (East Asian common octopus) is the source of this 839-nucleotide messenger RNA. RefSeq names its product deoxyuridine 5'-triphosphate nucleotidohydrolase, mitochondrial. The record is from RefSeq and is a predicted model, not a curated record. NCBI's taxonomy places the organism in Eukaryota, Metazoa, Mollusca, Cephalopoda, Octopoda, Octopodidae. The transcript is spliced from 7 exons. Gene Ontology annotation, molecular function: dUTP diphosphatase activity; magnesium ion binding. Gene Ontology annotation, biological process: dUTP catabolic process; dUMP biosynthetic process. Bases 378 to 815 code for a protein of 145 amino acids.